Molecule: messenger RNA, 1284 nt
Organism: Indicator indicator
Lineage: Eukaryota; Metazoa; Chordata; Aves; Piciformes; Indicatoridae
Gene: KCNJ2
Product: potassium inwardly rectifying channel subfamily J member 2
Exons: 1
Coding region: 1-1284 (427 amino acids)
Biological process (GO): regulation of monoatomic ion transmembrane transport; potassium ion import across plasma membrane
Cellular component (GO): plasma membrane
Molecular function (GO): inward rectifier potassium channel activity
Source: RefSeq, a predicted model, not a curated record
AUGGGCAGCGUGCGAACCAACCGCUACAGCAUCGUGUCUUCGGAAGAGGACGGCAUGAAGCUGUCGACCAUGGCCGUUGCCAACGGCUUUGGGAAUGGAAAGAGCAAGGUACACACCAGGCAGCAGUGCAGGAGCCGCUUUGUCAAGAAAGAUGGCCACUGCAACGUCCAGUUUAUUAACGUGGGGGAGAAGGGACAGCGAUACCUGGCAGACAUCUUCACCACUUGCGUGGACAUCCGCUGGAGGUGGAUGCUAGUUAUCUUCUGCCUGACAUUCAUUCUCUCCUGGCUUUUCUUUGGCUGUGUGUUUUGGUUGAUUGCGCUGUUGCAUGGGGAUCUGGAGAAUCAAGAGAACAGCAAACCUUGUGUCUCUCAAGUGAGCAGCUUCACCGCAGCAUUUCUGUUCUCCAUCGAGACCCAGACCACGAUCGGCUAUGGCUUCAGGUGUGUCACAGACGAGUGCCCUAUCGCAGUUUUCAUGGUGGUUUUCCAGUCUAUAGUAGGCUGCAUCAUUGAUGCCUUCAUCAUUGGUGCUGUCAUGGCAAAGAUGGCGAAGCCAAAAAAGAGAAAUGAAACUCUAGUCUUCAGCCACAAUGCUGUGGUGGCCAUGAGAGACGGAAAACUGUGCCUGAUGUGGCGUGUUGGAAACCUGAGGAAAAGCCACUUGGUGGAGGCGCAUGUGCGAGCCCAGCUCCUCAAGUCCAGGAUCACGUCGGAAGGGGAGUACAUCCCCUUGGAUCAAAUAGACAUCAAUGUAGGGUUUGACAGUGGGAUAGACCGCAUAUUCCUGGUCUCCCCGAUUACGAUAGUCCAUGAAAUAGAUGAAGACAGUCCUUUGUAUGACUUGAGCAAACAAGACAUGGACAAUGCUGACUUUGAAAUUGUAGUAAUAUUAGAGGGCAUGGUGGAAGCUACCGCCAUGACUACCCAGUGCCGUAGCUCAUAUCUGGCAAACGAAAUCCUCUGGGGCCACCGCUACGAGCCUGUGCUCUUCGAAGAGAAAAACUACUACAAAGUGGACUACUCGAGGUUCCACAAAACAUACGAAGUGCCCAACACACCCAUCUGUAGUGCCAGAGACUUAGCAGAAAAGAAAUAUAUUCUCUCUAACGCAAACUCCUUUUGCUAUGAGAACGAAGUGGCCCUCACCAGCAAAGAGGAGGACGAGAUUGACACUGGGGUGCCUGAGAGCAUGAGCACAGACACCCACCCAGACAUGGACCACCACAACCAAGCAGGGGUGCCUCUAGAGCCACGGCCGCUACGGCGGGAGUCGGAAAUAUGA